Molecule: messenger RNA, 516 nt
Organism: Coprinopsis cinerea okayama7#130
Lineage: Eukaryota; Fungi; Basidiomycota; Agaricomycetes; Agaricales; Psathyrellaceae
Exons: 4
Coding region: 1-516 (171 amino acids)
Source: RefSeq, a predicted model, not a curated record
AUGCCCACAAGGAUACCAGCUGGUAGUCAAGUGAGGCAGGCUUCAUCAAGCUAUACACUGCUGCGUUCGUAUGUGACACUUCAAUUCCAGAUUCCCCAGACAGAAAAAAUAGGCAAGCUCCCUCCACUUGAACAAUUAGACGACGACAUGCAGGCUAGUGCACCAGGGUUGAAGACCCCCGGAAUGAGAGGGAGGGUUCAGAGUCCAGCGAUUAUAACCAGUCACGUCCGGAAGAACCUAGCGGCUGGGAAGGCCAAAAGCUGCUCGAAUGGGAAUCGAUAUCCUUCGGAGAGCCAAGUUCGGAUGGAGUUCGCGAGGUCGACAAAAAAUCUUUUCAGUGUCAACUGUGCUGUCCCCGAGUCAUCUGCGGUGCCGUCAGUAGUGGUUCGUCUGGACGGUACAGGAGGGAGCACUAGCAAAAGCGGGCUGCAAGCCCGUAUGUUCGACUGCUCAUCCAGGACCGGCCGUGCAUUCAAAGUACAACCAUCGACUCCUCUGCGCAUGCAUGCAUUCUGA